Molecule: messenger RNA, 1322 nt
Organism: Enhydra lutris kenyoni (northern sea otter)
Lineage: Eukaryota; Metazoa; Chordata; Mammalia; Carnivora; Mustelidae
Product: dehydrogenase/reductase 7
Exons: 8
Coding region: 60-1151 (363 amino acids)
Molecular function (GO): oxidoreductase activity
Source: RefSeq, a predicted model, not a curated record
GUCUGUGCGCUCCUGCGCGGUCAGUCUUCCUCCCGCCGAGCCCGGCACGCGCGGCCGCGAUGAGCUGGGAGUUGCUACUGUGGCUGCUGGCGCUGUGCGCGCUCGUCGCGCUCGUGGUGCAGCUGCUGCGCUUCCUGCGGGCCGAUGGCGACCUGACCCUGCUGUGGGCGGAGUGGCAGGGGCGACGCCCAGAAUGGGAGCUGACCGAUAUGGUGAUAUGGGUGACUGGAGCGUCGAGUGGGAUCGGUGAGGAGCUGGCUUACCAGCUGUCUAAACUGGGAGUGUCCCUUGUGCUGUCCGCCAGAAGAGUGCAGGAGCUGGAAAGGGUGAAGAGAAGGUGCCUUGAGAAUGGCAAUUUAAAAGAAAAAGAUAUACUCAUUUUGCCACUUGACCUGACUGACAGAAGUUCCCAUGAAGCCGCUACCAAAGUGGUUCUCCAGGAGUUUGGUAAAAUCGACAUUCUGGUCAACAAUGCAGGAAGAGCCCAGCGUUCUUUGGUUGUGGAAACCAGCCUGGAUGUCUUCAAAGAGCUAAUAGAACUUAACUACUUAGGGACGGUGUCCUUGACAUUGUGUGUUUUGCCUCACAUGAUCGAGAGGAAGCAAGGAAAGAUUGUUACUGUGAAUAGCCUCCUGGGUAUCAUAUCUGCACCUCUUUGUACUGGAUACUGUGCCAGCAAACAUGCUUUGCGGGGUUUUUUUAACUGCCUCCGAACUGAACUUGCUACAUACCCAGGUAUAGUUGUAUCUAACAUUUGUCCAGGACCUGUGCAAUCAAAUAUUGUGAAGAAUUCCCUAGUUGGAGAAUCCAAAAGUAAAUACAUUAAAGGUGAUCUAAGGAAAAGCAAAGAACCUUCAUCUUUUGUUGAGCCUGCACCAUCUUCUCUGACCAUAGUUGUUGAUACUGACCAGUCCCACAAGAUGGCGACCAGUCGUUGUGUGCGGCUGAUGUUAAUCAGCAUGGCCAAUGACUUGAAAGAAGUUUGGAUCACAUAUCAGCCUUUUUUAUUAAUAACGUAUUUGUGGCAAUAUAUGCCAACCUGGGCCUGGUGGCUAACCAACAAAUUAGGGAAGAAAAGGAUUGAGAACUUUAAGAAUGGUUUGGAUGCAGAUAUCUCUUACUUUAAAUUCUGGAAGACAAAACAUGACUGAAGGAGGAGUACUUGUAUUUUUUAAGCCACCAGAGGUAGAAUUGAAAAACAGCAAUCUUCUUAUACACUGAAGACUAACUUACAAUUUUACUUUCAGUAGAUAGAACUUUUCUUUCAAUAUGUAAUAAUUAAUAAACAAUUACCAUGAAUCUUGCAAUAAAAAUAUUAACAC